AUGGUGAAAGAGAGCCAUCAAGAACUCCCCAUAGAGGAGGAGGAUUCAAUACACCUAGAGGGGGAAGAGAUUGAGGAAGAGUUGCUAGAGGAUGAAAAUGCAGUAUUGUCUUCAUCCAAAACUGAGCACACUGAUGAAAAUGACACAGAAAGUCUAUCUGAAUUUGGGCCAGAGCAACCCAAUAAUUAUACACAAACCGAUGUUGUAUCCAGUGAUGUGUUGGAUGUGGUCCAACACGACGAGGCUAUUGACAUAGAACCUGAGGUGCAUGAGACUGAAAAUGAUGCUGAAAGCCACACACCCUCACUUAAAGAUAAAGUUCUGGAUCCCCUUCCAAACAAAGAGGCGGAAUACAGUGACAAUGUGUUGAGGCUGACACUAUUGCGAGACCGCUGCAAGGAGAAGGAUAUGGAGCGCCUCCAAAAGAUUCUAGGUCCUCAGAACCUCUUUAGGUUGGAGUUCCUGUUUUUUGACCUGGAGCUGAAGGCUGCCCGGCUGUCCCAGACAAACGCCCGUGAGGACAUUGAAAAGGUGCUGGAAGCCAUUUUGGAAGCCUCUGAAACCCCAAUCCUGGAUGAGAUUGAGAGGAUGCUGGAUGCCCAUGAGAACGCUGACCAGCAGCAGGAGUUUGUUGAGGAAGCUUCCAUCUUGGACGACUUCCAGGAAUUGGUGUUCACCCUGCGUCAGAAGUACUCAACGGCCAGAAACAGUGCUCCCAUGGCAGUGGGCAGUCAACUACACCCUGACACAGAUGGGGAUAUGUCUGAUGCGGAGGAAGAGAAGACAUUCCUGCACUCUGUGGAGGACACAGACAAGGACAACCUCACUGUGACAGAAUCGGGUGAAGAGACUAAGGCACCUGAGAAGCCUGCCCAUGAGGGUCACAAGAUACCAGAUAUGGGCAUUGAGGAGGAUGGAUCUCUGGAGUCACCUCCUGUCACUGAUUUCCAUGAAGAUGAGCAGAGUGGUUCAUCAUUUGUAUCAGUGCUAAUUUUAUCUGGUCGUCUCGUCACCCUGUUUUAUGAGUAUCUUGGAAUAUAUGGUGUUAUGAUGGUCACCAGCCUGCCAGAGCACUGGAAGCCAGGUCCAGACUUCUACGGCGUGUCCUGUGAACCCGUGCUGAUCACUGCAGGUGCCGGGGUCAUCGGCUUCCUCUUCUGGAGGAGCAUUCUAUCUGUCAAAAGCAAGUCAUAUCUAAAAAUGGUGGACAGGAUGAAAAAGCUUGAACAAGAGAAGAAGGAGAUACUCCAAAAGGUCGCUGAACUGCAGCAACAGGGCGAAGAACUUAAAGAAAAGCAAAAGCUGUCUGAAAAAUCUGCCACUUUAUCUCUGGAGAAGAUCCAGGAAUUGGAGAAUAUUGUGCAAGAGAUGGAGAGACAAAAUGAGCGCCUGGACAAGGAAAAUAACUUACACGCCAUAUCCUUUGACAAAGAGCGGGCCAAUACUGCGAAACAUGAAGAUAUGAUGUCCGAAAUGGACAAAACCAUUGAGAAGUUGAAGCGCAGCAAGAAGAAGACCCAGGAUGCACUGUCGAAGUCUACCAUUCUGAUGGAUGAAGCCAAGCUCCGCGAAGAUGCCCGGAAUGUCCAGGUCCAGGUUCUGGAGAAGGAUAUUGCCACCCUGAAGGAGGAGAACCUCUCGCUGCACCAUGCUGCCAAGUUGUGGGAGGAGAAGCACAGGGAGACAAGCGAGCAGAUCAAAGUCUACCAGAAGUCCCAGAAAGACCUGGAGGAUUCCCUCCUUCAGAAGGACCACAACGUUGAGGUUCUAUCUGACCUGCUAGGAGACCUGGAGGCCUGCGAUGACCUGAAAGGUGGAGUUGUUGCUAACGGGGUAGCCUCUAACGACAAGCAGACCAUCAUCCAAAACCGCCAUAAGCAAAUGAUGGAUGUCUCUCGGGUCCAGACCACUCUGUCUGUUGUGGAGGAAGAGCGCGAUCGCUUCAUGACCAAGCUGCUGAACGAAGAGAAGUCCAGGAAUGAGCUGGAAGAGCAAUUUCAGAAGCUGGAGCAUGACAUCUUGUUGGUGAAAAGUGACAAGAACCACCUGGAGAACCAGUACAAGACCCUGCAGCAGAAGAAUGACAUCAUGACAGAGAUGUACCAGCAGAAGGAGAACGCUUUGCAGCAGAAGCUGACCAAGGAGGAGUUUGAGCGCCCCAACAGGGAAGACCGGCUGACGGAGAUGGAUGGCAAGGCCCUAGAGGAGGAGGUCAAGGUGUGUAGGCAGCGCGUUAAGGAGAUCCAGGACGAGCUGAAAUGGACCGAGAAGUUCUACAAAGCUCAGAUCAUUGAGCAGGAGCAGAAAUCUCACGAGAACUGGGUGAUUGCACGCGCCGCAGAGCGAGCUCUGUUCGACGAGAAGAAGGAAACAACUAACAUUCGUAACUUACUGACUGACAUGUCCAGCAACCUGAAGGAGCUCUGUAGGCCUCUGUUCAAGCCCACCCCUGGGAUGGCUCCCAUGCCUCUCCGACGAGGCCCUGUAAGAAGUUCACGGGUGCCCCCCCCUCCCCCUGUGGGGCGAAGGAACAAGCCCUACCGACCACGACCUCACUCUGACCCUCACGGCCGCCGUUACUCUCCGUACCACAAACACCCAGUGGCUGCUAGACCUGACACCAUGGCCCCACGUACAUCCUCACCAAGCAAUCUGGGCAGCUCGAACUCUCGACCUCAGGGUCCUGGCUCCCUGCUAGUCUCUCCCAUCAGCUCCCCCCUCGACUCAAGCCUCAGACCAGUCAUCAGCCAUCCCUCCGGACACUGCCACCGUCCCCUUCCCGGACCACACCACAUCCCUCCUCCCCCACCCUUCAUGCCUCCCGUGUACCGACCAGACAACGGACACUCAGGCAUGAUGCCUCCUGGACCCCCACCGCCUAACGGACACCCGCCUGGUCCAAUGAUACCACCCGGACAUCGGCCUCCACCUCCUGGUGCUUACGGUCCCUCUUCCCCACACAACCGGUACCUUCCUCCACCUCCUCACUAUGGACCGGUGCCUCCUCCAUUCGGACCCCCACAUACCUACGUGCACUAUGGACCACUUGAUCACUCCAUCCCACUCCGACACCUGCCCCCUGGGGUGGCCCCAUUCCCUCUUCAUGUCGGCCCCAAAGACUUCCCUGUGCAGCCACAGGUCCCACAUGGCCAUGACUCUUCAGUGGGCCCCCAGCCCGACGCUGGCCCCCAGGGCCAGGGGCAAGACUACAGCUCCCAGCAGGCAACAGCUGCCCCCCAUGACUCAGUCAGCUCUGCCAUGGCAGAGCCUUAGACACCUGCCAACCGUUAACGACCUGGCUACAUUUAAUCAACCACGAUUCAUCUCUUUAUUUUUUCCUUUUUGUUUUUAAUAUGCUGAAAAUAAAUAUCAUAUGAUAUACUUGCAAACAACAGAAGUAUCUAAAAAGUUAGUGUUCCUAUUAAAGCAUCAGAAAAUCAAUGUCUUAUGUUUCGUGUCUGAAAUGUAAUAACGACUUGAAGAGGAGUAGAACUGAGGCUUGUUACUCUGCAAGUCCUAUUGUGCAAUAACAUUUCUAUUGUAUGACUGAGGAUUUUAAGUUUUUGAAAGGGUAUUAUGUUGAUUUUGUAUUCAUUUCACAAUGUUAUCAUGGUUUCCUGUGGAAAUUAUUGAAAAUAAAUGGACCCCAAGCUUUUGGGUUGCUUGAUCGAUCAUUUCAGAAGUACCAUAUUAUCUUAACUCUUCCCCAAACUCUCUUCAGAAUGAACUGAAAAGGAAAGUUGUGUAAGUUGAAAGUCAAAGAUGUAUUUGCUGUUCUUAGGAUAUUUUAUUAAUAAAACUGGUAAAAGGUA
Messenger RNA from Salvelinus namaycush (lake trout), 3812 nucleotides. RefSeq names its product transport and Golgi organization protein 1 homolog. The coding region runs from base 1 to 3273 and encodes 1090 amino acids. Gene Ontology annotation, cellular component: endoplasmic reticulum membrane; endoplasmic reticulum exit site. The record is from RefSeq and is a predicted model, not a curated record. NCBI's taxonomy places the organism in Eukaryota, Metazoa, Chordata, Actinopteri, Salmoniformes, Salmonidae. Gene Ontology annotation, biological process: vesicle cargo loading; endoplasmic reticulum to Golgi vesicle-mediated transport; protein secretion. The transcript is spliced from 23 exons.